This is a messenger RNA of Lipotes vexillifer (Yangtze River dolphin), 300 nucleotides long. It is a transcript of the gene FREY1, whose product is annotated as Frey regulator of sperm-oocyte fusion 1. Lineage: Eukaryota; Metazoa; Chordata; Mammalia; Artiodactyla; Lipotidae. Gene Ontology annotation, cellular component: endoplasmic reticulum membrane. The coding region runs from base 1 to 300 and encodes 99 amino acids. The record is from RefSeq and is a predicted model, not a curated record. Gene Ontology annotation, biological process: fusion of sperm to egg plasma membrane involved in single fertilization; sperm-egg recognition. The transcript has 3 exons.
AUGGUUCUCGCCAUGCUGGGGGCUCUGUACCCCAGGGCCGCGAUGAGCCGCCGACGCCUCCUCAGCCUCAUCCUGGCGGCUGCGCUCCUCUGCCCCGAGGCGCUAAGACCUCAGCGAUCUGUUCCUGAGGAAUUUUCAGCCCCCCUGGAACUCUUGGAGCCACUUUCUGGCCUGGUGGACGAUUAUGGGGUGCGACCCAAGCACCCACGGCCACGACGGCCUCGACCCCUUCUCUCCUGGGCCCAGCAGCGCAAGCGGGAUGGGCCGGACAUGGCUGAGUAUUACGAUGCACACCUGUGA